Messenger RNA from Pseudonaja textilis, 3380 nucleotides. The record is from RefSeq and is a predicted model, not a curated record. NCBI's taxonomy places the organism in Eukaryota, Metazoa, Chordata, Lepidosauria, Squamata, Elapidae.
CAAAGUGCCAAUACCUUGGUUAAAUAUUAAAAUUGUAUAUAUGGCUCCAAUAAAAGCUCUCUGCAGUCAGCGCUUUGAUGAUUGGAAAGAAAAAUUUGGACCUAUUGGACUCAUCUGUAAGGAACUAACAGGAGAUACAGCAGUGGAUGACUUAUUUGAAAUACAGCAUGCUCACAUUAUUUUGACUACGCCAGAAAAGUGGGAUAGCAUGACUAGAAAGUGGAGAGAUAACUCUUUAGUUCAGCUCGUGAGACUUAUCCUGAUUGAUGAGGUACAUGUUGUAAAAGAUGAGAGCCGGGGUGCUACUCUUGAAGUUGUGGUCAGCCGAAUGAAAACUAUUCAGUCUUCUUUCUCACAAAGUUCUGACAAUCCUAGCUCAGUAUUUCCCAUGAGAUUUGUGGCAGUUUCUGCAACAAUUCCAAAUGCAGAAGAUAUUGCAGAAUGGCUUUCAGAUGGCAAGAGGCCUGCUGUAUGCCUGAAAAUAGAUGAAAGACACCGUCCAGUGAAGCUGCACAAAGUUGUGCUUGGAUUUCCCUGCAGUAGCAAUCAAACUGAAUUCAAAUUUGACUUAACACUUAACUAUAAAGUAGCUAGUGUUAUUCAAACAUACUCUGAACAAAAGCCAACACUUGUGUUCUGUGCCACAAGGAAAGGAGUUCAGCAAGCUGCUUCUGUACUAGCAAAAGAUGCUAAAUUUAUUAUGACUAUAGAACAAAAACAAAGAUUACAAAGAUCUGCAAAUGUAAUAAAAGAAGCCAAGCUAAAGGAUCUCCUAAUUUGUGGAGUUGCUUAUCAUCAUGCUGGAGUAGAAAUGUCUGACAGAAAAAUAAUUGAAGCAGCUUUUAAUAUGGGAGACAUACCUGUUCUUUUUACUACUAGUACACUUGCCAUGGGAGUAAAUUUACCAGCACACCUGGUAGUUAUAAAAUCAACUAUGCAUUAUGCUGGAGGAAUGUUUCAAGAGUAUAGUGAAACUGAUAUUUUGCAAAUGAUUGGGAGAGCAGGAAGACCUCAAUUUGAUACAACAGCAACAGCAGUUAUCAUGACAAGGCUAAGUACAAGAGACAAGUAUGUUCAUAUGUUAAAUGGUGCAGAUACAAUAGAAAGCAGUUUGCACAAACAUCUAAUUGAGCACUUAAAUGCUGAAAUAGUGCUUCACACCAUCACUGAUGUGAACAUAGCUCUAGAAUGGGUGAGAUCAACUUUCCUCUAUAUCAGAGCUUUGAAGAAUCCAGCUUAUUAUGGGUUUUCAGCUGGGCUGGACAGAAAUGGAAUUGAAGCAAAAUUACAAGAACUAUGUUUGAAGAAUUUGAAUGAUUUAUCAUCACUUGAUUUGAUCAAGAUGGAUGAUAAUCUCUAUUUCAAAACCACAGAAACUGGACGACAGAUGGCUUGGUAUUAUAUUGCAUUUGACACUGUAAAAAAGUGUUUCAUGAUUAAUGGAACAGCAACUUUAUCUGAACUGGUUGAAUUGAUAUCUGGUUGCAGUGAAUUUUCAGACAUCAAGUUAAGAACAAAUGAGAAAAAAGUACUUAAUUCCUUGAACAAAGAUAAGAAGUGGAUGAACAUAAGAUAUCCAAUGGAAGGAAAAAUAAAAACAAGAGAAAUGAAAGUAAACUGUCUUAUUCAGGCACAGUUGGGAUGCAUUCCCAUACAAGAUUUCACCUUGACGCAAGAUAUAGGAAACAUUUUUAGAAAUGGCAUAAGACUUACAAAAUGGUUAUCUGAAUUUCUGGCUACCCAUAAAAACAACUUUAUUGUAUUACUAAACUCUUUGAUUUUAGCGAAGUGCUUCAGAUGUAGACUUUGGGAAAAUUCACUGAAUGUAUCCAAACAGCUUGAAAAAAUCGGCAUGAGUUUAUCAAAUACAAUGAUGAAUGCAGGAUUGACGUCCUUUAAAAAAAUAGAAGAUACAAAUGCAAGAGAGCUUGAAUUGAUUUUGAACAGACAUCCUCCUUUUGGAAAUCAGAUUAAAGAGUCAGUAGCACAUCUUCCAAAAUAUGAACUUAACAUAGAGCAGCUGGCAAAGUACAAUGAAGCAGUAGCUGAAAUCAUAGUUACAAUCACAUUAACCAACUUUGAACAGCUGCAGAUAAAAAGAACUGCUCCAGAUUUUCAUUAUACAACCCUAGUAAUAGGAGAUAAUGAUAAUCAUGUGGUUUUUAGACAAAGGAUUAUGGAUUCUGCUUUGCUGAAAACUGGAAACUGGACUAAAAAGAUUGAAGUAAGAAGAGCUGUUAAUUCUGAUGAGCUUAAUAUAAAUCUAAUCAGUUCUGAAUAUGAAGCCACUUGUAGCCAAGAAUCACUAAGCAUAAAGAAUGGAAAUAGAAAAUGCAAUCACCACUGCAAAAAUAAAGAAACAUGUGGACAUGAUUGUUGUAAAAUUGGAGUUUCAGAGAAAUCUAACGUGAAGAAUGAGUCAGCUUUUUCUUCAUAUCUUACUGACUUAAGAAACAGGAAUGCUGACUCUGCCAUUCCCCCAGUCAAGCGACUAAAGAUGCAGAUGUCAAAUAAAUCUCAAAAAGUCGAUCUUAAACAAUUUAGUUAUAUUCCAAAAGCUUUUCUUCCAGGAUUGCCAAGAUUAGAACAUGUACAACAUCCAAGAUCCCCUUUACCAGAAGACAUCUACAGUUCUAAUGUCUGUCAAACAUUUCAACUGAAACCUGAAGUUCGCAAAAUGAAUGGUUUCUUUGCUAUGAAGCAGUCUGAUGAAAAGAGUAAUCCGACAAUGGGCUCAUAUGAAAAUCUUGAAGAAUCUUCAAUGAGCAACUUGACUGAUGCAGAUAAAAGCGUCUCUUUGUUUUCUGAAACUUUGAGUGUAAAUUUUGAAUUAGGAAAUGAAAUUUGGAAUGAUUAUAAUGAUGGGAGUUUUGUACACAACAACACUAAUAUGCAGGAGUUAAAAGAUCCAGAAUCUUCUCCCCUGGAAUCCAAAAACACGUGCAUUCAGAAUUUGAGAAAAAAUACAUCACUUUGCCAAAACACCCAGAAAAAACCUCCUGAGGCACUUUUUAAAAGUUAUUCUCCAAAUAAAACAAAGCCUGAUGUCUGUUUACACAAUUCUUACUCUCCUUCACUGACUCCUCCAUCCAGUAACAAAUUACUUCUAGAAUAUGGAAAUCAAAAUAUUUUUAGACUUCAAGAAUAUAAUCCACCAGAAAAGCUGAAAAUGAAAUUAACUACACCUUCAGAAACAGCCUUGAGAUCUUACCAAGUUGCUGGAAAGGGAGACUUUUUUAUUACUAACAGAACUAUGACAAAGGGGGUUGAUCUUAGGCAUCGGCCUGAUGAUGAUGGUGAUAUUAAGCCUUUUCUUGGCAUAUUUGAUGGCCUUUUCUAAUGCUCAUAAACACAAUAUUUUAUCAGUGGGAAAGAAUAAA